ACGCAGCAUGUGCGUUUUAAGAAAUUCCGGUGUGGUUUUGCAAUGAAACCAACUGACACACAGUCAGAGAGGAAGAGACUGGGGUGGUGGGAGGGGAAGGGCCGCACAAAUGUCAAACUGCUCCACUGGAAGCAAGAUGGAUCCUCGCUCUUUUAUUCAUUACAAGCGCAGAGUUGAUAAGAUUUUGUAAUUAUUUGUCUGGAGAAGUGCUUUGGCUGCCCUCGUGCCACAACAAUGGACCCUAACAUUAAGGAGAAAAUAGAGGAAUUCAUGGGAGGUGCGCUGGCUCAAUGGGUCGUGCUGUUUGAGGAUAUGGUGGACAGUGAGGACGGCGUCCAGCUCUACAGCCAGUACAUGGAAGUGAACUCAGCUUCCCAGGGCGCCCGAGAGCGUUACAUGAAGCUGACCAAUGGGAUUUUUCUCAAUCAGGUCAUGAGGAUCAUAGAUCCAAACCCCAAGACGGAGCGGCUGUACCACAGUGAGAGAGAUGACCACAUGCUGAGAGUCCAGAACUUCUCUAUUUUGAAUAGACACCUCAGAGCGUUCUACCAGGAGGACCUGCAGCAGCUGAUACUGAUGCCUCUGCCUAAUGUUGCUAUUCUGGGGCAGGACCCCCUGACAGAGGCAGCUGUGGAAGAGCUCAGGCGACUGCUGCUGCUCAUACUAGGAUGUGCAGUGCAGUGUGAGAGGAAGGAAACGUUCAUUCAGCAGAUCCAGUCUCUGGACAUUGAGUCCCAGGCAGCCAUUGCAGGCUGUAUUCAGCAGGUGACUCAGGAUCCUCGUAUGGUGCUGCCGCUUCAGUGGGAAGAACUGAUGGAGGCCGAAGGUGCAGAUUUACAGCUGGUCUUCAGCUCCAUGGCCAAACAAAUCCAAAGCCUGCUGGCGCAGAGAGACUCACAUCUGGAGAGGAUAACAGAGCUCUGUCGAGAGCGGGAAGCCCAAGUUGAUUCAACAGCAGUGCCCCUGGUUGGCUUCAGCGAAGAGCUGCCUCAAGGUCUGGCGCUCCAGCUGGCAGACAGCAAGGCCAAACUCCGCCGCCUCAAACAACAGCUGGAAGAUAAAGGUGAUCAGAUAUUGGAUUACAAGCAGGAGAUUCAAACAAUGGAGGACCAGUUCAAAAAGCUUCAAAAAGAGAACCGCUCCCUGCAGGGUGAGGUGAGGGGCAUGCGCGCGCUGCGGGAUGAGCUGGACUGCGCUCGAGAGCGGGCCACAUGGACCGAGAAGCUCCAGACUGAGCUUCAGAGCUGUAAACACAGACUGCGCAGCCUGGAGCUCACACGCACACAGCUGAAGGAACAGCAGCAGCUGGUCACUGCUCUGCAAGAGACUAAAAGUCUUCUUGAAGAGCAGCUGGUGGACGCGCGGACACGCUGCUCCUCGCUACGGGAGCUGGAGAGGGACAAUCUUCUGCUGCGUCAGAAAAUAAUGGAUGUGGAAGCGGAGCGGGACACUGAGAGGCAGCGAGUAGAUGAGCUGCUGGAGAUGAACAUGAGUCUGGAGGCGGACAUUAGGCACAUCAGCACCAGCACCGGAAGCGUCCCAGCUCCUGCUUAUCCAAUCCAAGGUUUUCUCCGAUCAGAACUGAUGGAUUCUGAUGAGGAGCUGAGUGACAUAACUGUCUCAGAUCAGAAGCCGCUGAGUGUGGAAGUAGGGGAGGCUUCGACUCUGAGGCUGCUGGGAGCAGAGCAGGAGAACGCAGAGCUGAGGAGGAGACUGGAAGAGCUGGAGACCCAGCAGGAGGCUGAUUCUCCUGAUGCAAAGGGCGAGUUGGCCUGUCAGGAGAUCGAGCACCAGAACACACUCAGGGAGUGUCAGAACUUGAAGAAUGAAAAUGUCACUCUGAAGCAGCGCCUGGAGGAGCUACUGUGUGAGCUUAAGGACAAGAGGAAGCAGGAAGAUGUUAAGAAGACAGACACAGAGGUGGAGGAGGACACGUUAGUGAGAGGAGUCCAGGGCUCUGAAUCGUGUAGGGGUGAAGGGGAAGGAAAGGUGAGGCUAAUGGUGGAGAGGGAGAAAAGAGGAGAAAUUAUCGGGACGCGGCGGGAAGCAGGAGUGGGCGAGGAGGUCCUCAAUGUGGGAGACGAUGAACCAUUAGACGAGGAGGUCCAGACCAAAAUGAGGGGUGAAGCAGAAGGAGGGCAGAAAGAAAGGGAAAAACAGGAGAAAGAAAGAGCACCAAAGAAAGAACAGUGUUCACUGAACACUAGCCCACAGAUCAUGAAGCUCCCCGUGGAAGAUAAUACAGAAACUAUUGCUGCACACCUGGCCAUGUGCUCCCUCUCUGCUCCGGAUGUGGAGCUUCUCACUAAACGGUUCCAUCAAGCACAAGAGGAGGCAGAUCGACAGGCGAACCUGGCCCAGGACCUGCGCUCAAAACUGGGAGAGCAAAGCAGGAAAACGUGGGAAGCUGAGCAAAAGCUGGUGCUCAUGGAGGCUGAGCUACAGCGCCUGAAGAAAGCUGCAGAAAGUCUGUCGGAGGCUCGCAGCAAGAUAGAGGUACUUCAGUCUGAGGGACUGGCCAUGGAGGAGGAGCUAUGUCGUCUGCGCAGCCAGGCAGAGCUUCACAGGAUGCAGACCACCGUCAUUGCCACCCUAGAAGGAGAGCGGGCUGCUCUAGAGAGAGACAAGGACGCGCUACGCAGCACAGUGGACGCCAUGCGAGCUGCCCAGCGCAAGAACGACCAACUAGAGCUCAGCAUUCAGACUCUCAGAGCGGAGCUGGAACGCCAGGGCCGCAGUCUGGAGACUUCCCGUCGUCGGGAAGAGGAGCUGGAGGCAGAACUCCGUGAAGCCACUUUGGAGGCUGAAUCUCUGUCCAGGGCACGAGACCAGGCUCUGCUGGAGGCCUCACGGCUGGAGCAGGAGAAAGAGGUUUGCCAAUCCGAGCUCGACUGCCAGCGAAAAGAAGGGAGGCAGAGAGAGAGGGAAGCAGCCAGACUCAGGCAGCAGCUGGAGAGUACGACCUUGGCCCUGGAGCACGGCAACCAGAGAGCUCGUACUCUGGACGCUGAACAUAGACGUGUGUGUCAGCAGCUGUCUGAGUCCAACGAGCUCUGCGCUCAGCUCCAGGACCUGCAGGACAAACUCACCACUCAAUUAAGCAGCAUGGAGGAGGGUAAACAGCAGCUGCAGGAGCAGUGUGCAGAGGCUCAGGCCAAGAUUGGCUCACUCUCUCAGGAUCUGGCCGAUGAGCAGGCACGCUUUCAGAAACUAGCCGCCGAAACUGAUAAUCUGAGGCAGAAGCUACAAAGAUCUGAAGCUGACCUCCGGGUGGCCAGAGACUCUCUUAACCAAUCACAGGAGAAAGUCAAGACACUCUCACAGUGCCUCGACAAACAUGAAUCUCCCCUCAAUUUUGAAAAGACAAGGGAGAGUGCAGAGGUGAAAGAGAUGUCCAGCUCAAAUUCAGAAUCGACACAGGAGAUAUCACUUCAGGAUGGAAGCACUGAAACUGGAGAUGAUCAUCCCCAUUCUUUGAUGUACCAUCACACAAUAGGAGAGAAAGAGAUGCAGCUGAAUGAAAGAUUGACAGAGCUGGAGAAAAAGAGAGCAGUGGCAGUUGCAGAGCAAGAGGCUUUGCAAGUGCGGUUGUCUCAGAGCCAGGAGGCAUGCGACCACCUGAAAGAGCAGCUGGAGGCUCUGCGCCGGCACUCCCUCAGCCUGCAGGACUCCUGCACCAGACUGCAAACACUCAACACCCAGCUGCAGGUGGAGCAAGCAUCCCUGAGUUCCCAGCAUGCAGCGGUGGUGGCGCGCUGCAGCGAGAGCGAAGCAAGGUGUGCCGCCCUGGAGGCGGAGUCAAAGGUUUGGGCCCGAGAGCGCGAGGAGUCAGCGGCCAGGAUGGAGGCUCUCAGGAGGGACCACGAGCGGAUGACAGCACUACAGCAGCAGCAGGAGGUGGAGCUGGAGGAGCUGCUGGAAAAGCAUUCCCAAAUAAGAAGCAACAGCCGCAGCCUGGAGGCUCAACACAGGGAGCUGGAGGGCAGGUACAAGGAGCUUCUCGAUGGCAAAACUCAGCUGGAGGAGAAAGAGCGAGAGAUGAAAGUGGAAAAGGAAAAAAUGGAGGCAGUGGCCCAAAGACGGUUAGAGAUGGAACGAGAGCUGGAGAGGCUGAAAGACGACAACGAGAGGCUGCAGGUCCAGCAGAAGGAGUGGCUGGCGUCUCAGGCCGAGCUGCUGGCUCAGGGCUCGGUGCUGAAGGCGGAGCUGAGUGCCUCCCAGCUAGAGAGGACUAGGCUGGAGGGGGAGCUCAGCGGGCUGAAGGAAACCAACCAGAGUCUGGACCUCAGCAAUGCUCGGCUCACCAGUCAGUACCAGCUCUUGACCCAGCUGAAGGGGAACAUGGAGGAGGAGAACCGGCACUUGGUGGAGCAGAACCAGAGUCUGCUGAAGGAAAACCGUGCCUUGCUGGAGCAGAGUCUGGAGCGUCGUGACCAGCACUACUCACAGCAGAGGGAGUAUCAGGAGAAGCUGAGUGAGCUCCGUCGGGAGAAGCAGAAGUUGGUGGAGAAGAUUAUGGAUCAAUAUAGAGUCCUCGAGCCCAACAUGCAACCUCCAGCCAGCAAGGCCAAAAAAUCUAACUGGAUUGCAGACAGAAUGAAGAAGCUAAUCAAACCCAGAGGAGGAGGAAGAGAGGGACGCGCCCUCUUCACUGCCGCAGGCAGCGUGGAAAACCUGGCUGACUGCACGGAAUUUACAUCAGAUACACACACACCGGCUCCUGAUCCCCGCAGUGCUCCAGUCUCUCCUUCUCCUCUGAGGAAAAGUGCAUCGCAAGCAGAGCCCGACAUCUCGCUUCCCGGGACGCCGGCCAUGCGCUCUGGCUCCGGGGGCCGCCGCAAACUGGGAUCCCGUCAUGGUUGGGGGCUUGGCUUGGCCAGAGGGGGCUCUGGUGUGUCCCAGUCAUUUAGUCCUGGUGACCAAAAGACGCCUCCCCGCCAGCGUCUACGCUCCAGUCAGAAUAACACGUCUGUCCUUUGGGAGGGAGCAGGAAGUAACACAAACGCAUCUCUGGAUGCUGACACAUCACUGACCUAUCAGAAGAGUGUGGAGGAGGAUGAUAGAAAAGGCCAGGAGGACGAUGUAGAAUGAGCAUUUUAUGUAAAAAGACUAAAUGAAUGUCCUCUCCAGCUGGAUGUUUUUAUAGUUUUUCUGUGUGGUGCCAUGAUAAAUUAAAUGCCAAACUGAAUAAAAAAUGGAAAAUAAAGUAAAAAUGUGGUCAUCUGGAAGAGAAAUAAAAAAUAGAUCCAAUAUUCUUUUAGAUAAAACGUAUUUCUCCCUUUUGUAUAGAUCCCAUCACAACCUGAGACAGG
Molecule: messenger RNA, 5312 nt
Organism: Menidia menidia (Atlantic silverside)
Lineage: Eukaryota; Metazoa; Chordata; Actinopteri; Atheriniformes; Atherinopsidae
Source: the annotation of a GenBank genome assembly